Molecule: messenger RNA, 3194 nt
Organism: Chlorocebus sabaeus (green monkey)
Lineage: Eukaryota; Metazoa; Chordata; Mammalia; Primates; Cercopithecidae
Source: RefSeq, a predicted model, not a curated record
AUGACUUGUUGGAGGUGGAAGCCUCGGGUGGAGACGCGGCACCCGCUGGGUUCUGCAAGGGGAAGUCAGUCGGGAGGGCCCCGCCAGUCCGGCCCCAGCCUGCAGGGGGCCGCGGGCUCCCGCGCAGCCGCCGUGUGCGCCCCGCGGGCGGGGACCCCGCUUGGGGUGAGGGGAGGUCGGGGCAGGCGGGGCCGCGAUGAGAAGCCGCUGACCCGACCUGACCCCGGCCCUCACUGCCCCGCGCCGCGCCCGGGCGUCCAGGCCUCGGCUGGGCAGCCCCUGGACAGCGCCCGAGGUCCCCGCCCGCCCCGCCCCUCGGUCGCGGACCUGGCCCCGCGCGGACUGGACCCCAGACCCCGACGCCGCGAGCCCAGCCAGCGGGUCUCGGCUCCGCCCAGCCGGGGGCCGGACCUGAAGCGAGGACUCGAGACUGUGCGCCCCGGGCCAGAGCGGCUCGCGGACUCGCCGGGACCCCACGGGUGGCCCUCACCCCACACCCCUCGGCACCUCCCCUGGUUCCGGAGCCGGACGCGGCCCCUCCCCCCGCGGCUCUCACCAGGUCCGGCCUGGGCCGCGGGGCGGGAUCUGUCUCCGGGGGCGCACGGGUGCGAUGAGGGCGCGGACGCGAGCUACCGCCGCUGCCAGUGGUCCCCGAGCGGCCGCCGCCGCCACCGCCUUAUCGCUGCGCCGCCCCCGCCGGCCCCCGCCCCGCGCCCGCCCAUUGGCUCCGCCGCGCCCGGAGCCGCCUCCGGGGCCCGGGCGCCGCCGCCGACCCCCCUCCGCGCUUUGUCUUCCCCUCGCCGCCGUCCCCGCCUUUGUCUGUCCCCCGCUCCGGCUCCGCGCUCCCGGCUGCUCAGCGCCCCGCGGGCCCCGCGCUCGCAUGCCUCGGGCACCGGCCGCGCCGUCUGUCCAUCCCGACGGUGACCUGGCGUGGGGAAACGACGGUGGCGGGGACAGGAUGGAAGGGCCGCGCUCCGCAUCCCACGGGGAGGGGAGGAGUUCAGGCUGCGACGGCUGCGGUCACAGGACACCGGGCACUCCUGGCCUGUUUCCGGGAUAACCGGGCUGGGCCUGGGCCAUUCACUGCUUCGGUUUCCCCCGGGUGGCCUCGCGCGCAGGCACGGGCGCCCCAUUCCCGCCCAGAGCUUUGGGGCCUCAGAGACCCAGCCGGGGCGACCCCGGAGCCUGGCCCAGGGUCCCUCUGGCCGCCGAGUCCUCCUGCCGCCAGGGGCCGCCCCCGCCCCCUUGCGGCCCACGAGGCUGGAGGCAGCGCCCGGGCACGCGAUAUCCAGGCCCGGCCGCGAGGCUGCGGGGAGCCUGGGGCGCUGGCUCGCCGCGGAGCCUGCACGAGGACCCGGCGGCUCCACCAGCCCUUGGCGCCUCUGCAACCCUGUGACGGGCUGGGGAGGCCGCUAUGCGUGGUUCCCGGAGCACCCGACCCCCGAGGCUUCAAGUCCUCACGUGUUUCUGGGGCGGAAUUCUGUGGGCAGCAACCGCGACCCCUGGGGGCCGCCCCUCCAACAAGCGCGCUUCAUUUCUCACGGGGAAGCCGCGGCCCAGAGAGCUGAGAUGACAGAGAUCGGGCCGCAGAGCUGCUCCCUCCCUGCAGCCGCACAGCAGGCCAGAGGCAUAGCAGGCGAGAGACAGAAGGCGAGGCCGGCGCCUUCCUGGGCACCAGGGACCGAGUGGCUUGGCCUGAAAUCAGGCUAGAAGCUGCUCCGGGAAGCACAGUCCUGCGCCCAGAGCCUUCCCACACUGUGGCAGGAAUAGCACUGGCGGCCCACGCGCUUGACAGGGAACAGAACAGCUCCCGCCCGAUGCCUGGCAGGGGAAGCAGGGAGGCUGCAGCUUCCCCAGCGCCCAGCUGUUUCCCAGGCUGGCGGGCUCCACGCACCGGCUCCGUGUCUCCUCUCCAGCCUUCUGUUCUCUCUAGAGGAAGAUCUGCGUUUUGCCUGCACUGUGGGCCGACUCUCUAGUGGGGAGUGUCAGACCCUCUAAAGUGGCUGCCUCUCGGGAAAGCUUCCACACCUGUCCGAUUCUCCAAAGGGGCUGCUUGAUGCAAGAAACAGGAAGACCGGGGGCACCAUGAGCAGGGCUCACUGCCACUGGGCACAGUGAGGCCCCAGCACCCUGCCCAGGACGGGCCUGUGGGCUGAGCUGCAGAUGGGCAUUGAGGAUGCCCCGACAGCAAGGUGCAGAAGGCAUCCGGAAGCAAAGGAAACUGAUAACCAGCGUUAAAACAAACAAACAAAAAAGGGAACUUGGCUCAGCGGUGGCUCACGCCUCUAGUCCCAGCACUUUGGGAGGCAGAGGCAGGCAGAUCACAAGGUCAGAAGUUCGAGACCAGCCUGGCCAACAUGGUGAAAUCCCAUCUCUACUAAAAAUACGAAAAUUAUCCAGGGGUAGUGUGUGUGCCUGUAAUCCUAGCUACUUGGGAGGCUGAGGCAGGAGAACUGUUUGAACCUGGGAGGUGGAGGCUGCAGUGAGUCAAGAUGAAGCCAGUACACUCCAGCCUGGGUGACAGAGCGACUCUGUCGGGUGGGGGGGCGGCAGGGCAGGGCAAAGGGAACUUGAGGUUUAAAGCAGGGGGAGGAGGGCCGGAAAUGAGGCCCCCUACUCCUCCCUCACUCACCCCAGGCCCCAUCCUAGCCCAAGGUGGGUGUCAUUCCCUUCGCCUUAGCCUCUCACUGCCCAAAGAAGCUUACUUUUCUUCUUUAAACUGCUGUUAAAAUUGGGGAGGAAAUGGAAAGCAAGGGCAUCUGACGGUUCAGAGCAGCUUUAGGUUAGAGGGCAUUUGAGGUGCCUGAGCUGGGGGAGGGCCUUCCCCCUGAGGGACUGGGAGAAGGGUAAGCCGUGUGCCCUGGAAGCACUGCAGGGAGACUCAUAUUUGCACCCCCUUGCUCACACUCACUGGCGCCAGCCAGGAUGGCAGGGACGGGCGGGGCUGGUUCUUAGGUUUCCUGCUCUUUGGGUGCUAGCACCCAGGGUAGGAGACACCCAGGUCAGGUUGCAUGACAAACCCUUCUACCUCCUUUCUUGCCAAAGGCCGCCAGCAUCCUCUGCCUCAAUCUCAAUCUUUGGACAUUUUUAGCUCCAAAGUGGUUUGAUGGCCACAGGCUAAAAUUCAUAGUCUUAAAAUUUUAGUUAAGAGACAGAUCUGUUAUGGGUUUUCAAAUAAACUGGUCUAUCUAAUG